UCAUGGGGCCCCCGGGCAAUAGGGGAUCAUGGGGCCCCUGUGUCCUUGCCCACACUCAAAAAAGCCUAUGAAAAAGGUACCAGGGGCAUCUCAUGGGGCCCCCUACUGACCCCGGGCCCUCGGGCAGUGCCCAAGUUUCCAAAUGAUCAGUCCGCCCGGUCCCUAUAUAUAGUCUACAGAACAAUGUAUCCUCCUAGGAAUAAUAAUAAUUAGCGGAAUAGACGACAGAACAACAAUGUAUCCAAUAAUCGUCUUCUGUGUCGCCCAGAAUGAGGAGCGAUCGUCUAUAACAACAAUAACAACAAAUGAGAUUUCCUUC
Staurois parvus is the source of this 319-nucleotide messenger RNA. The record is from the annotation of a GenBank genome assembly. Lineage: Eukaryota; Metazoa; Chordata; Amphibia; Anura; Ranidae.